CAAACCGAGACUAGUCUUUUUCUUUUAUACCACAUAUUACCAUACAGCAUUAGACGAAGGGCUGCUGUUAUGAGAACACUCAUUUUUGUGGACAGUGUUCAGUGGGUAGCAUUUGGUGGUCAAAGUUUGGUGUUCGGUGUCUGUAACAAAUGGCAGGUGGUGAUAUCUUGUAUGUUAAUGCCUAGUUUCAAGAUUGUUGUGUUAGGGUAUUCCUUUGAAAUUCCAAAAAGGAAGGCACAUUAUGCAUACAUGUACCAUAGUUCACAUGCACAAAUACUUCCAUCACCCAAGGAAGGAUAUCUCCCAUGAUUCCUCUACACUACUGAUGAGAGGAGGUUUAUGUAUCCCAUUAUGUACACCCAUUCUCUUCCAUGUGCAGAUAUUUUAAAUGUGUUAUUUGUACAUCUUGAAAAAGUACAGAUGUACUUUACAGUUAGCAUGUCAAUCAUUUUAAAAGCGCUGUUGUGGAUAAGGAUACAUUACAACUUUGGUGCAAUAAUAAAA
Molecule: messenger RNA, 504 nt
Organism: Owenia fusiformis
Lineage: Eukaryota; Metazoa; Annelida; Polychaeta; Sabellida; Oweniidae
Source: the annotation of a GenBank genome assembly